Molecule: messenger RNA, 1542 nt
Organism: Pseudonaja textilis
Lineage: Eukaryota; Metazoa; Chordata; Lepidosauria; Squamata; Elapidae
Source: RefSeq, a predicted model, not a curated record
UUCGUUGCCCCAUGGAGACGCCGCCGGGACGGUGUCUCGAAGCCGUCCAAAUCCUCCGGCUUUCUUUGGGCCAAGCCCAGCUUCUGAUCGGAUGGUGGCCCAUUUUUGAGCCGGGAUACUUGGAUGCCCCCAAAACAAGCUUUGAACUUCGACCUGCUGAACACGGCGGUGGCUUGCUGGGGUGUGACUCCCCUCGACCGAGGCCGGGUCGUGGCAGCCGGAACACAACAACAUGGAACCCGCGGUGACGUUGAAAGGCUCUGGAUGAUCGACGUGAGAGCAUUCGCCCUCAUGGCUCUUCUCGCUUGCGUCUUGGGCCGACCUUAUCAUUUUUGCUCCGCCGGCCUGUGAGCUGAGAUGUUCUCCAAGCGAAAGACGCGCAACGUCCAAGCCACUUGUCCCAACGUGCUGACCCCUGACACAAUCCCCUCCUUUUUGAUCCCACCCAACCUCGCCACCCUCCAAGGCCGCCGGGCAGCUGGGAACCCCAGGCUGGGUGAUGCAUCAGCCCGGCCGGUCAAAAACGAGGGCGCUGCGGUGCAGGAGGAGAGACCGCAGGCUGGGACGCGAUGCCCAGGCACUCCCGCCAUGAUCCAGCUCCCAACCCCGAUGGACUUGGGGUGCCUGCCCGAAAGCCCCAACACCUGGCGGCGGGAAUCGCUGUUCCAUAGCCAGCCCCCGCCCCACCGAGGGCAAGUUGGCUGCUUUUCCUCCCCACGGACAAGGCCCCUUUUGCAGCCCACUCCAGGCCUGGACAGCGACACUGCCUCUUCCACGGAAAAUUCCCCGUACAAUUCCCCCGUGCCCAUGCGUCCUCUCGAUGGGCUCCUGCCGGGCCACGGUUAUGGGCACCGGCGGCGUUUGGCCUGCCGUUCCCCGCACAACCUGCGUCCCAGCUCCUUCUCCACGGAGGACACCAGCUCCACGGACACCAGUCCCUGCUGCCUGCGCCGCGAGGCCGACCCUCCCUGGAUCUCGCCGGGUGCUUGGUCCCUGGCGCCGCUCUACUCCCUGGGCUUGAUCCGCUGCCGCCAGCGGCUGACCAAAGAGGUCACGUUGACGGUCAGCCAAGGCGGUCAGCUGCGUCUCUCCAGCGAGUACCUCCAGCCGCCGGGCAGCCUGCGGGUACGGCUGGUGAGCGCCGAAGGCUUCUACCCGCCGCAGGGCAGCCCUCGCCACCUCCACUGCUGCGUGGGCCUGCAGCUGCAUCCCGGCCCAAGUCAAAGGCAGCGCAGCGCCAUCAUCAAGAGGACACGCAACCCCAUCUUCAACGAGGACUUCUUCUUCGAGGGGGUGACCCCCGAGGAGCUUCCCCGGCGCAGCCUGAGGAUCAAAGUGCUGAACAAAUCCUGCAGCCUUCGGCGGGACGUCGUGUUGGGCGAGUGCGAUGUCCCACUGGAUUCUCUUCUGCCCUGAACCAGGAGGGGCGGUCCUUGGCAGAGAAGUGCCGGGGUUGGUAUAGAUGUCCUCACGGACGGCAGGAGGGGCAAUGACUGCCCUUCAAUGCCCCUCUCGGUAAAUUUACUCCUUCAUUUACUCCAA